This is a messenger RNA of Colletotrichum abscissum, 1605 nucleotides long. RefSeq names its product amidase. The record is from RefSeq and is a predicted model, not a curated record. Lineage: Eukaryota; Fungi; Ascomycota; Sordariomycetes; Glomerellales; Glomerellaceae. Gene Ontology annotation, molecular function: catalytic activity. The transcript is spliced from 3 exons. The coding region runs from base 1 to 1605 and encodes 534 amino acids.
AUGUCUGUCUUCUCGCUGGAAGUAGAAAAGGCAAACCCAGUGACAGCAGGAGUCCUGGACGACAGCCUGCGAGCACUUGGCGUUACGAUCAAACCGGAAGAAAAGGAUGAAUAUCAGAGGCUUCUAGCCGUGUUCCACGAGUCUGUAGUGGGUCUUAUGUCACUCCCUGAUUAUGUGCCUCCAGUAGAUGAGGAAAGAUUCCCAAGGGAGGGAAUUCGAUUACCGGUUGUCUCGGAGAAUCCUUUGGGUGCUUGGGCUUGGAGGUGCCGAGUAGAGGACAAGACCAAAAGCGGGGGAUUGCUGGCAGGUAAAACGAUAGCCAUCAAAGACAACAUCGCAGUCAAGGGCGUUCCGAUGCUUCUUGGUACCAACUUUGUUAGAGACUACGUUCCAAACACCGACGCAACGUGUGUGGCAAGGCUGCUAGAAUCCGGCGCAAUCAUUGCUGGAAAGUCCGUGUGCGAGAAUAUGUGUCAUUCCGCUACGAGCAGCUCUUCCUCAACCGGGCAUGUACAUAACCCCUAUGCCAAAGGCUACAGCAGCGGGGGAAGCUCAAGUGGCUCAGGGGCACUCGUAGCCAACGGAGACGUGGAUAUGGCUCUUGGCGCUGACCAAGGCGGUUCAAUACGUGUCCCUGCCGGAUGGUGCGGUCUCUAUGGGCUGAAGCCGACCUUUGGACUUGUGCCCUACACCGGUUGCGGCUCAAAUGAGCCUACCAAUGACCAUGUCGGCCCCAUGACACGAACACUUCUCGACAACGCGUUGAUGCUUCAGGUCAUUGCGGGCAACGACAACAUUGACGACAGAUCGUUCGCAGCACCGAACCCAGACAACGUUCCCAAGUACUAUGAUAACUUGACGAAGCUGGAAACCCCGAAAGAUCUGUCCGGUGUCAAGAUCGGCAUCUUGAUAGAAGGUAUGAACCAGCCGUCAGUGGAACCUCGCGUCAAGGCAUGUGUCGAGGCUGCGAUCCAAGGUUUUAAAAAUCUUGGGGCGACCGUAGAUGAAAUUUCAAUUCCCUUUCACUCCAAGGGAGCAGCCGUUUGGACUGCUAUCAGCAAGAGUGGAGGUUACCUGGCGAAGAGAAAUCUUGCAUUUGGCAGGAGAGGCCACAUCAUGACCGGCUUGGCGGACAAGUUUCAGGACCUUACGCAGAAACAGUGGGAUAACGCAUACGUUUCGUCAAAGAACAUCUAUCUCAACGGGGUCUACGCGCAAGCAGCGUUCCCAGGGUUGCUUGGAAAGGCGACGAAUCUCAGCAGAAAGCUACGAGACGACUAUGACAAUGCUCUGCGAGAGUUUGAUAUUUUGGUGACGCCGAACUUACCCUACGUUGCCAAUUUCCAUACUCCCUAUGACGCGUCCCCGCUCGAGAAGAUUGGAAAGCAAGUCGGACUCACUGCUAACACCGCCCCUUUCAAUCAAUCAGGCCAUCCGGUCCUCGCUAUGCCGAUUGGUAUGCUUCCGAUUGAGGAAGGUCCUCUGAAAGGUUCGGGAACAAAACUGCCGGUGAGCAUGCAAAUCAUUGGCAAGUGGUGGCAUGAAGAAGAUGUUUACCGCGUCGCAUACGCCUGGAGCUUAGAGUACGAUUGGAAGACUAGAUGA